GCCGGCGGCCCCGGGGGCGAGGCGAGCUCCGGGUCUAUUCCGGAGCGGCGUGGAGGGGCGGGCGGGGGUGCCGGGCGGGCAUCCUGUCUGGGGGAGGGGACGCACGGAGGGCGCUCCCCGCGGGCGGACUGGAGAGUGCAGCCCGCCCCCCGCCGCCAGCCCCGCCGGAGCCACCGCAACCCGCGCCGACCGCCCCGGCUGCGAUCAUCGGCGCCAUGGACCGAGGCCGGGUGCUGGAGCAGCUGCUCCCCGAGCUCACGGGACUGCUCAGCCUCCUGGACCACGAGUAUCUCAGCGACACCACCCUGGAGAAGAAGAUGGCCGUGGCCUCCAUCCUGCAGAGCCUGCAGCCUCUCCCAGAAAAAGAAGUCUCCUAUCUGUAUGUGAACACAGCCGACCUCCACUCCGGGCCCAGCUUCGUGGAGUCCCUUUUUGAAGAAUUUGACUGUGACCUGAGCGAACUUCGGGAUAUGCCGGAGGACGAUGGGGAGCCCGGCAAAGGAGCCAGCCCUGAGCCAGCCAAGAGCCCGUCUCUGAAACAUGCAGCAGACCUGCCUCCACCGCUCCCAAACAGGCCUCCGCCUGAGGACUACUAUGAGGAGGCCCUUCCCCUGGGGCCAGGCAAGUCCCCUGAGUACAUCAGCUCUCACAAUGGCUGCAGCCCAGCCCACUCCAUUGUGGAUGGCUACUACGAGGACGCAGACAGCAGCUACCCCUCGACCAGGAUGAACGGAGAAAUGAAGAGCUCCUACAACGACUCUGACGCAAUGAGCAGCUCCUACGAGUCCUACGAUGAGGAGGAGGAGGAAGGGAAGGGGCUGCAGCCCACGCACCAGUGGCCCUCCGAGGAGGCCUCCAUGCACCUGGUGAGGGACUGCAGGAUAUGUGCCUUCCUGCUGCGGAAGAAGCGCUUUGGGCAGUGGGCCAAGCAGCUGACCGUCAUCAAGGAGGACCAGCUCCUGUGUUAUAAAAGCUCGAAGGACCGGCAGCCACAUCUGAGGCUGGCACUGGAUGCCUGCAAUGUCAUCUACGUGCCCAAGGACAGCCGGCACAAGAGGCAUGAGCUGCGCUUCUCCCAGGGGGCUACGGAGAUCUUGGUGCUAGCACUGCAGAGCCGGGAGCAGGCCGAGGAGUGGCUGAAGGUCAUCCGAGAGGUGAGCAAGCCCAUCACAGGGGCCGAGGGGGCAGACAUGCCCAGAUCCCCAGUCCUCCUGUGCAAACUGGACCUGGACAAGAGGUUAUCCCAAGAGAAGCAGACCUCAGACUCCGACAGCCUGGGCAUGAGCGAUAACUGUUCCACCCUUGGCCGCAGAGAGGCCUGCGAACAUGCAACAGGCAAAGGGAAGAAGAGCAGCCUGGCAGAGCUGAAGGGUUCGAUGAGCAGGGCUGCAGGCCGCAAGAUCACCCGCAUCAUCAGCUUCUCCAAGAGGAAGGCGCUGGCCGAUGACCUGCCGAUGUCCUCCACCGAAGAGGCGGUUCCGUGCUGUGGCUACCUGAACGUGAUGGUGAACCACGGCUGGAAGGAACGCUGGUGCCGCCUGAAGUGCAACACUCUGUAUUUCCACAAGGACCGCGCAGACCUCCGGACCCACGUGAAUGCCAUUGCCCUCGGGGGCUGUGAGGUGGCCCCGGGCUUUGGGCCCAGACACCCAUUUGCCUUCAGGAUCCUGCGCAACCGGCAGGAGGUGGCCAUCCUGGAGGCAAGCUGCUCAGAGGACAUGGGCCGCUGGCUGGGGCUGCUGCUGGUGGAGAUGGGCUCCAAAGUCACCCCCGAGGCCCUGCACUACGACUACGUGGACGUGGAGACCUUGACCAGCAUCGUCAGCGCCGGGCGCAACUCCUUCCUAUAUGCGAGAUCCUGCCAGGAUCAGUGGCCUGAGCCCCGUGUCUACGACGAUGUCCCUUACGAAAAGACGCAGGAUGAGGAGCCUGAACGUCCCCCUGGUGCCCACGUGAAACGCCACGCCUCCUCCUGCAGUGAGAAGUCCCAUCGAGUGGAUCCGCAGGUCAAAGUCAAGCGCCAUGCCUCCAGUGCCAAUCAAUACAAGUACGGUAAGAACCGAGCUGAGGAGGAUGCCCGGAGGUACCUGGUAGAAAAAGAGAAGCUGGAGAAAGAAAAAGAGACAAUCCGGACAGAGCUGAUGGCACUGCGGCAAGAAAAGAGGGCGCUAAAGGAUGCCAUUCGGAACGAUCCAGGAGCAAAGUUAAAGGUUCUUCAGGAGGCCGUGGCCACACUGGAAGCUCAGUGUCGGGCGAAGGAAGAGCACCGGAUCGACCUGGAACUGAAGCUGGUGGCUGUGAAGGAGCGCUUACAGAGGUCUCUGGCAGGGGGCCCAGCCCUGGGACUCUCCAUAGGCAGCAAGAACAAGAGUGCGGAAACUGCAAAUAAACCCCAGAACAAUCCUCCAGAGCAACCUCUCCCUGUCAACUGUGUUUCUGAGCUGAGGAAGAGGAGCCCAUCCAUCGUAACCUCCAACCAAGGACGGGUGCUGCAGAAAGCCAAGGAAUGGGAAAUGAAGAAGACCUAGGAAGAGAAUGAGAAUUUUAUCCAAAGGAAAUAUCAGCUUGUCCAUCUAAGGCGGAAAUGCUUUUUUCACAAGGAGCUACCAGAAGACUGAAAGUAGCCCCCACUCUCUGGGGCACCCAAAAGACCAGCCUUUAUUGUCUGCAUGAUCAAAAGGGGUAUAGGGAGGGAAGAAGUAGAAGGGAAGAGGGAAACGAAGGGCAUCCCUAUAUAACUUUACAGAGGGUGGGAAAUGGGGGUGGAGGGAGACAGACAUCUGCCCAGUUGUAAAGGUUUUGUUAAAUGUCUUUGCCUUCCCUUCUGAAGAAAUGAAAGCACGUGUGAAUAAGCCAUUCCAUCCCACUCUCAGCAUCCCAUUCCCAGUCCCUAGGGCAAAGGAAGGCAGUGCUCAAGUAUCAGUGAUGCAAUAGAGAGAGGUGACUUGAUCAUCCAAUCACAUUUGUGUUGGGCAUUAUUGACAGCCUUUGGGCAAGGUAAAUAGGCUGAAAAAUCAAUAAAACUAUCCCUGCCUGCAUAAAGGUGCACAAAAGCUAUAGAGAACACGCAAAUUCUACAAUCAUUCCUCAUCUGCUUUAGGCAGAUGCAGUGACCAGAACUCCAGAUUUGAGUUGUUUCAAAUCAGAGAUCUAAGUAAGCAGCAGGCAAGGAGAGGUUCAGUUGCUGACCUAUGCUAAGCUCUGAGUAAAUGCUCAGUGACAGGAGCAUGGAUUGCCAAUGUCCACAAGAAGUUUUGAGCUUUGUAGGGUGGGGUCAUUUGCUGUCAAUCAAGUCCUUUCCCUAUUUUAUAUGACGCUCUGGCUCCAGGAGUUAUGGUUAGAAAUGCAGGAGACACUCUUAACAUGUUUACCCUCAUCUUGCACUCAAGAGGCCCACCUGUCUGCUCUUCCGUAUCUGCCAUCAAGUAAAACUGUCAGGGAGAACCAAGAGGACAGUGGCCCAUUUCUGCCACAUGAGUGCCUUUUACAAGCACUUGAUAUUUUUAUAGAGGAGCAGGGACCUCAAGUCCUGGGCAGUCUCCUUGCUGUGCCACUAACGACUUUCUCAACACUGUGGGCAUUUUAUAAGUUUAACUACAUUUCCCUCCAAUAAAGAUAAAACCAUUGAGCUGUA
Messenger RNA from Myotis daubentonii (Daubenton's bat), 3634 nucleotides. It is a transcript of the gene AFAP1L1, whose product is annotated as actin filament associated protein 1 like 1. Gene Ontology annotation, cellular component: cytosol. Gene Ontology annotation, molecular function: SH3 domain binding. NCBI's taxonomy places the organism in Eukaryota, Metazoa, Chordata, Mammalia, Chiroptera, Vespertilionidae. The record is from RefSeq and is a predicted model, not a curated record.